Molecule: messenger RNA, 1688 nt
Organism: Prosopis cineraria
Lineage: Eukaryota; Viridiplantae; Streptophyta; Magnoliopsida; Fabales; Fabaceae
Product: probable methyltransferase At1g29790
Exons: 3
Coding region: 239-1372 (377 amino acids)
Molecular function (GO): methyltransferase activity
Source: RefSeq, a predicted model, not a curated record
GUUUUUUCAUGUCGUGACCACUGAACUGAAUCAUUACUCAAAUCUGCAUCAACAUCACUCAUUCACUUUAGCACCUCAGGUUACUAGUUUAGAUAAAAACUGAAGGGACAAAACAAAUCCCAUUUGAAGCCAAUAACAAGGUCCUUUAAUUUGGCUUCCGAUUACCGAAGCAGACCUGCAGGUGUCAGGCUCUAACUCACUGAUACAUAAGGCAAAUCCAGAGACCUCAGGCCAGGAAAUGGGCUUCACGAUGGGUCUCAACCUCAUCCUCCUCGUUGCCAUGGUGGCCACGAACAUCCUUGCCCUCUAUCACCUCACUGCCUCCUCGUUCGAGCCUCCCAAUUCCCCGAAAGCACCUCAACUUGUUCCUGACCAGCUUCUUCACCAACUUCACACUAUACGCGCCACCGUUAACAGUCUCACGCGCCUUCAGCACUCGUCUGGGAGUGACAAUCCUGCUUCCGCCACUAAACCCACUGUCCCUUCAGAUCUCUUGUUGUACUCUCAUCUUGCUCCCAUUGCUUCGGCUUGUCAUAACUACCCUGAGCUUCUGCACAAGUACAUGAGCUACACUCCUUUCUCGCUUUGCCCUUCAGAUUCCGACCUCGCUGAGACUCUCAUUCUCCGAGGUUGCCACCCACUUCCUCGCCGGCGAUGUUUCUCCAGAACCCCUCAAAAGCCUACUUCUUCUCUUCCCCUUGACCCCUUCACUUCAUCGCUCCCGAGCUCCAAUGUGAUCUGGGAUAAGUACUCCUGCAAAAGCUUUGAUUGCCUCAACCGCUUGAAUCCCAAUAUGGGUUUCGACCUAUCUCAAGAAAGAGCCAAAUUCGUGAGCUACAAAACCGAAUUGGAUCUUCCGAUCCCCCAAUUGAUGCAAAUCGCAAAAUCAGCGAAAAACGUUCUCCGUUUAGGUCUCGAUAUCGGUGGCGGCACUGGGACCUUCGCUGCGAGAAUGAAGCUCUAUAAUGUGACGGUAAUGACUACAACCAUGAACGUGGCCGCUCCGUACAGUGAGGCUGUUGCGCUGAGGGGUUUGGUACCGCUGCAUGUGCCGUUGCAGCAGAGGCUGCCGUUGUUCGAUGGUGUUGUUGAUCUUGUUCGAUGCGGUCGCGCAAUAAACAGGUGGAUCCCAUUAACGAUGAUGGAAUUUUUGCUCUACGAUGUGGACAGAGUAUUGAGGGGCGGAGGGUAUAUGUGGAUAGAUCAAUUCUUCAGCAAGAGAGUAGACCUUGAGAAGAUUUAUGCCCCUUUGAUUGGAAAGUUUGGGUACAAGAAGGUGAAGUGGGCGAUUGCAAAUAAGACUGAUGCUGCUGGGUUGAAGAAUGGAGAGGUUUACUUGACUGCCUUGCUGCAGAAGCCUAUGUCAAGAUGAAGUUAAAUACCACCGAGGUUGUUAAUGAAGAAAUACUGAUGUACACUGGGACAAAUUGCCCUUGUUGGUGAUUGUCAACGUUGCAAUUAUAUCAACUCAACGAAGGAAAUUUAGAAGGCAGGUCAAAUGGAAUUGUAUAUCUGUAGUGGUCUUGGGACAAAUGGCGGAGGAAUAUAUGCCCAUAAACUUUUUGUUUUUUUGGCUCAUAGUCGCUUCAAAUGUUGUUUCAAUUAAUUGAUUAGAAAUAAAUUUUAGCAACUCCUACUGUGCCUGGUUAGCAGUAUAAAAUUUUUUUAUACGAUUGGUAUUUUGAUUA